This is a messenger RNA of Hirsutella rhossiliensis, 2352 nucleotides long. Its product is annotated as C2H2 transcription factor Swi5. The record is from RefSeq and is a predicted model, not a curated record. The transcript has 4 exons. Gene Ontology annotation, biological process: regulation of transcription by RNA polymerase II. The coding region runs from base 1 to 2352 and encodes 783 amino acids. Gene Ontology annotation, cellular component: nucleus. NCBI's taxonomy places the organism in Eukaryota, Fungi, Ascomycota, Sordariomycetes, Hypocreales, Ophiocordycipitaceae. Gene Ontology annotation, molecular function: DNA-binding transcription factor activity, RNA polymerase II-specific; RNA polymerase II cis-regulatory region sequence-specific DNA binding.
AUGCUGUCCAAUCCGACCACAGGGCUUCACGCCAGGCAGAGGCAGCAUCGCCGCCAAAGCUCGACACCCUCUGCCUUUGAGGGCGUGAAGAUCCCGACCUUGCCCAACGCCAACCAGCAAAGGCAGGCCGCCGGCCACCGCCGCGGUCUCAGCCUCGACACUCGACGACAACAGCAAAUGGCGUCGCCUACGACACGGCAGGAUUACAAGCAUCACGUUCUGCGAGAAGCGCAGCAGCAACGCCUACAAGCACGCCCGGGCACCCACCACCAUCAUCAUCAGCAGCAGCAGCGGCGGCCGCCUCAACCGCAGCAGCAGCAGCAUCAAGCGCCGCCGCCGCCGCCGCAGUACGCCUCAAUGGCACUUGGCGAUCGCGAGAGCUACCUCAUGUCUCCCCAUGCGACGCCGCAGACUAACCGGUUCAACCCGGCACCGUGUUUCGACACAAGCUCCAUCCCCUUCAACCCCUACGGAGCCCAGUUGAACCUCAUGAUGCAGAAGAACCAGGAGAGCUUUGCCAACAACAUGGGCGAGGCCAAGGAGUUCGAGCUCUACACCAACGAAAGCGAUCUCACCACACCCACCUUCGUCAACUUCCCAGAAAGUCCCUCCGGCCAGAACUGGACUCCAGAAGACGCCUCUCGGAGAAACUCGAGGAGAAUCAGCAACGGCAUCGUGGACCGGGUUCACAAGUAUGAGAAUAUGGGCAUGGAAGGAAUGCAGAGGCCAAUGACGCCUCCCAACCAGAAUGGAAACAACUACUAUCCUCCCACGCCAAUGGAGACCCCCCAUGACCGGACGACAAAGCGUGAGCAGCGGCCUGACAGGUUUCACGACGACUAUGACGAGUCCAUGGAGGAAACCAUCAAGCCGAUGCGCAACCGGUCAAACCAGCGCGCCCCCAACAUGUUCCAGGAGAUGCGGCAGCAAGCCGAGAGGAGCCCUGCACAGCCUAGUCCGCCGCGUUCAAACAGAAUGCCCAACGCCAAAAGAUUCGUCGGAGUGCAGGCGCAGGCCCCUGAGUUUGUGGACAUGAACGCCCUGCGGAGCCAGUUCGCCAAGUUGGAGGGCAGAUACGACGACCUGGGCUUUGAGGGAGACGCUCUCCAUCAGGCCGCAGACCUGCACCAUCCGUCGCCCGCAGAUGCGCAGCACAUGGGGCAGUUCCUGGGGGGGUUCGAUGACAAUCCAGAAAUGCCCCGGUUCCCUCCCCCGGGCCUCGGCGAAGCCGGUUCAAGUGCUCCGUCGAGAAGAGCAUCGCCGCACCGGCGCAACGAUAUCGCGAGCAUCAACAUCGAGGAGACCAAGACGGAGACGGGAGUGACAAUUGAGGAGAUUGCGCAGUACAUCCGCAGCCCCGAGACGACCGAUGGCAAGUGGACGUGUCUGUUUGAUGACUGCGGCAAGAAGUUUGGGCGCAAGGAGAACAUCAAGUCGCACGUCCAGACGCACCUCAACGACCGCCAGUACCAGUGUCCGACGUGCAAGAAGUGCUUCGUUCGGCAGCACGACCUCAAGAGGCACGCCAAGAUCCACACCGGAGUCAAGCCCUACCCGUGCGAGUGCGGCAACAGCUUUGCCAGGCACGAUGCCCUGACCCGCCACCGCCAGCGAGGCAUGUGCAUUGGCGCCUUUGACGGCAUCGUGCGCAAGGUGGUGAAGCGAGGCCGGCCGCGCAAGAAUCGCCCAGACAUGGAGGAGCGGACGGCAAAGUCAGCCCGCCAACGUAGGAAGAACAUGUCCAUCAGCUCCACGUCGUCAAUGUCGGGCUACUCGGACAGCUCGGCUGUCAACUCGCCGGACAAUGACUACAACAUGCUGGACGAUGUGGUGGAUCUGGGGGUCGGCAAGACCGCCUCGUACUCCUCGGCGCCGAUGCCUAACAUGAUGCCCAUCCCCCCCCCGACGGCCGUCGAAGCCGCGCCAUCGCCGACUGCGAGCGUGCAUUCGUUCGUUUCCCCCGACGACAUGAUGGAGAAGACGCUGUCCAACCCGGCGACACCAGCCAAGAGCGUCGCGAGCCACUACACGACGCCGCCCGAGCUAUCGCAGUCGUCUUCGCCGCCGGCGGCUCCAUUCUUCGACGCCAGCUUUGGCGGCCCGGGAGGUUGCGACGACAUGGCGGCCGCCAUGGCUUCGGCAAGCGGAAUGGUGGAUCCGGCAAACAUGGGCGCAGCCAUGCCCCCGGGCAUCGGCGACCCGGACGAGGAUCUGCUGCUCCAGUUCACCAACGACGACGGCCUGGCUCAGUUGGAUCGCGACUCGCACAUGCUCAUGAUGACCAAGUUUGACGAAGAGUUUGACAACGUGGGCAUGUUCAACAGCGACGACAUGUUUUUCGGCAGCAGCUGA